UCCCCCUACCCCAACCCCAACUUUACCUAUUAUUUUCAUGCAGGAAUGAAUUUAUUUAUACUUGUGCAAUCUUAAUCUUUAUACGAUGAAUUUCACAAAUUUGAUUCUAGUUAAAAGAUUUUGUAUCCAUGUCAUGAUGAAACUGCUUUUGUAUAUAUAUAUAUAUGUGUGUGUGUGUGUGUGUGUGUAUGUAUAAUUAAACUUUUUUUUUUGGAGGGCCUUUGAUUCCACUCCUGAACAGAGUGGUCUUUAAUGAGCUUUGCAGAGAGAGCCUGCUUCUCUGUGACCCACCAAUAAAAUCUCAAUUCUCUGCAGAUGGUAACAUGUGAUGUGGGUAACACUAGCAGUUUGGUGCCCAAAGCUCUGGUGGACCAUACAGAUCAAGGGAGUGGAGCACUUCUCCAGUCAACUACUGCACCAAACUGGACUAUUCAUGUUUCAGAUAUAAGGACAGUUAAGGUUAGCAACAUUUCUGUAGCUGUAUCUGAAAGGGAUAUCAGAGAGUUCUUUUCGUUCUCUGGUGAUCUUCAAUAUGUUGAAAUGCAAAGGGAAUCAGAAACUACCCAUAUUGCCUAUGUUACCUACAGGGAUUCACAGGGAGCAGAUACAGCCAUUCUUUUGUCGGGAGCCGUUAUAGCUAAUCUUGCUGUUACCAUCAAACCUGCUGAGAAUUACAUACUGCCACCUGAAGCUCUCCCAUCAAACACAGAAAGAGACUCAGCUCUUAGCAGCCCUGCUGUGAAGAGGGCCGAAGAUGUUGUCAGCAGUAUGCUUGCCAAGGGUUUUAUAUUGGGAAAGGAUGCUGUUAACAAAGCAAAAGCCUUGGAUGAAAAACAUCACUUGAUAUCGAACGCAUCUGCCACAGUUGCUUCGAUUGACAAUAAGAUUGGUCUGAGCGAAAAACUAAGCAUGGGAAAGGCAGUGGUGAAUGUCAAGGUGAGAGAGAUGGACGAAAGGUACCAGGUAUCCGAAAAGACGAAAUCUGCCUUGGCAGCUGCUGAGCAGAAGGCAAGCAGUGCAGGAUCUGCUAUUAUGAACAACCCUUAUGUAUUAACUGGAGCUUCCUGGGUUUCGAGUGCAUUUAGUGCAUUUGCAAAGGCAGCUGAAGAUGUAAGCAUGUUGACUAAGGAAAAGGUUGAAAAGGCUGAGGAGGAAAAAAAGGAGAGCAUUUACAGGGAAAGAACAGGGAUCAUCAGUGACUUUGCUCUGAUCCAUCUAGACGAGGCCUCAGCAAAGGAACCUCCAACUGUUCCAGUUAAUUCAGCUGAUGACCACUAGCUUGGAAUGAUAUGAUUGUUUUGUAUUAUUAUUUUUUAUAACUGCAAAUGAAUUCCUUAUCAAUUGUUUUAUAGUUUUUUUUAUGCAAUAUAUAUACAUAUGUUGCAUGGAAUUGUUUGUGGGUGUUAAUACAGAUAUGUGUCAAAUUUUUUGUUCGAAUUUUCUCUAUGCAUUCAUGUUUAGAGGUGUAAAAGUGUAAGUCCCUCUUGUCUGGCUAUUGCAACGUUGUCUGGAGAAUUCAUGUAAUAUUGUUGACAAGUGUCAGUAGCUAGUGCUAGAGUUCUGUAUGAUAUGCCAGGACUUUGUCUUACAUGGAAUUGUAUCAAUAAGCUUUUGGCAUUUUGAAAUCAUAUUACUUUGAAAUAUA
Molecule: messenger RNA, 1645 nt
Organism: Humulus lupulus (European hop)
Lineage: Eukaryota; Viridiplantae; Streptophyta; Magnoliopsida; Rosales; Cannabaceae
Product: binding partner of ACD11 1
Exons: 6
Coding region: 316-1278 (320 amino acids)
Molecular function (GO): RNA binding
Source: RefSeq, a predicted model, not a curated record